This is a messenger RNA of Clarias gariepinus (North African catfish), 3382 nucleotides long. RefSeq names its product Mtr4 exosome RNA helicase (gene mtrex). Gene Ontology annotation, molecular function: ATP binding; RNA binding; RNA helicase activity. Gene Ontology annotation, biological process: RNA catabolic process; maturation of 5.8S rRNA. Bases 34 to 3150 code for a protein of 1038 amino acids. The record is from RefSeq and is a predicted model, not a curated record. The transcript has 27 exons. Gene Ontology annotation, cellular component: nucleus. Lineage: Eukaryota; Metazoa; Chordata; Actinopteri; Siluriformes; Clariidae.
GUGUGGGAUUUGAGUCUUCCUCGCGGUGGAACCAUGGCGGACGCCUUCGGAGACGAUUUGUUCAGCGUUUUCGAUGAUGAACAGUCGACUUCUAGUAAAAAGACGAGCUCGAAACCCGAGUCUCGGGUCGGGAAAACAGCUGGCGCACAAGGCAGAGAAAAGACCGAAUCCCCGACUGCAGGAAAGAUGAAACGUGAGACGGAGUAUGACGGCACUGACGAGGUCCCGUUCGGUAAAAAGGCCAAACUGGACUCGGUGUUAUCAGAGGAGAUUAAUCUUGCAGACUUGAUGCCUAAAGUUAAAGUGGAGCAGGUAGAGACGGUGGAGGGCUGCACGCAUGAGGUGGCGCUGCCAGCAGAUCAGGAAUACACACAACUGAAACCACGAGUAGGAAAAGCAGCCAAGGAGUACCCUUUCAUUCUGGACCCGUUUCAGCGCGAGGCCAUCCUGUGCAUCGACAACAACCAGUCUGUCCUCGUCUCCGCUCACACCUCAGCCGGCAAAACCGUGUGUGCAGAGUACGCCAUUGCUCUGGCUCUGAGGGAGAAGCAGCGUGUGAUCUUCACCAGCCCCAUUAAAGCCCUGAGUAAUCAGAAGUACAGAGAGAUGUACGAGGAGUUCCAGGAUGUGGGUCUGAUGACUGGAGAUGUGACCAUUAACCCCACUGCCUCCUGCCUCGUCAUGACCACUGAGAUUUUGAGGAGCAUGCUGUACCGGGGUUCAGAGGUCAUGCGUGAGGUGGCCUGGGUCGUAUUUGAUGAGAUUCAUUACAUGAGAGACUCAGAGCGAGGCGUGGUAUGGGAGGAGACAAUCAUCCUUCUGCCCGAUAACGUACAUUACGUCUUCCUGUCGGCGACCAUCCCCAACGCACGUCAGUUUGCAGAGUGGAUCUGUCACCUGCAUGCACAGCCAUGCCACGUGGUGUACACAGACUACAGACCCACUCCGCUGCAGCACUACAUUUUUCCAGCAGGGGGCGAUGGACUUCACUUAGUUGUGGAUGAGAACGGGGAGUUCAGGGAGGAUAACUUUAACACAGCCAUGCAGGUUCUUCGGGAUUCAGGAGACCCUGGUGUGAGUGGAGGAGGUGGAAAGUGGGACCCUAAAGGAAGACGAGGCGGGACAAAGGGUCCGUCUAAUGUGUUUAAGAUUGUGAAGAUGAUCAUGGAGAGGAACUUCCAGCCCGUCAUCAUCUUCAGUUUUAGUAAGAAGGAGUGUGAGGCGUACGCGCUGCAGGUGUCCAAACUCGACUUUAACACAGAUGAUGAGAAGAAACUGGUUGAGGAGGUUUUUAGCAACGCCAUUGACUGUCUGUCAGAUGAGGAUAAGAAGCUGCCACAGGUAGAACACGUUCUGCCUCUGCUGAAAAGAGGAAUCGGGAUCCAUCAUGGCGGACUGCUGCCGAUCCUGAAGGAGACCAUCGAGAUCCUCUUCUCUGAGGGACUGCUGAAGGCCUUGUUCGCAACAGAGACGUUUGCCAUGGGGAUCAACAUGCCUGCUCGCACCGUGCUCUUCACCAGCGCACGAAAGUUUGACGGCAAGGACUUUCGCUGGAUCAGCUCGGGAGAGUACAUCCAGAUGUCGGGCCGAGCCGGCAGGAGAGGAAUGGACGAGAGGGGGAUCGUCAUCUUUAUGGUGGACGAGAAGAUGAGUCCCACUGUGGGCAAGCAGCUCUUAAAGGGUUCUGCCGACCCUCUGAACAGCGCCUUCCACCUCACCUAUAACAUGGUCCUAAACCUGCUGCGUGUGGAGGAGAUUAACCCAGAGUACAUGCUGGAGAAAUCCUUUUACCAGUUCCAGCACUACAGAGCGGUCCCUGGUGUCGUGGAGAAGAUGCAGAAGUUGGAGGAAAUGUACAACACCAUCGAGAUCCCCAAUGAGGACAACGUGGUCACUUAUUAUAAAAUCCGCCAGCAGUUAGCAAAGCUCGCCAAGGAGAUCGAAAAAUACGUGCAUAAACCCAAAUACUGCCUGCCUUUCCUACAGCCUGGCCGCCUGGUCAAGGUGAAAAAGAACAAUUUAGAUUUUGGCUGGGGCGUCGUCGUCAACUUCUCCAAGAAAUCAAACGUCAAGGCCACUACUGGUGAUCUGGAUCCUUUAUACGUUGUGGAAGUUUUAUUACACUGCAGUAAAGAAAGUGUGAAAAACGCUGCCACAGAGGCAGCCAAGCCUGCAGCACAGGGCGAGAAAGGAGAGAUGCAGGUGGUGCCGGUCAUGCUGAAUCUCCUCACCUCCAUCAGCUCAGUGCGGCUCUACAUCCCUAAAGACCUGCGACCCUACGACAACCGACAGAGCAUGCUCAAAUCCAUACAGGAGGUACAGAAACGUUUCCCUGACGGUCUCCCUCUGUUAGACCCCAUCGAUGAUAUGGGUAUUAAAGACGCGGGCCUAAAGAAGGUCAUCCAGAAGGUGGAGGCGUUCGAGCACAGGAUGUACACACACCCACUCCACACUGACCCCACCCUUGGGACAGUCUACACACUCUGUGAAAAGAAAGCAGUGAUUGCAGGUGAUAUAAAGGCGGCAAAGCGGGAGUUAAAGAAGGCCCGUACCGUGCUGCAGAUGGACGAGCUGAAGUGUCGGAAGCGCGUGCUGCGACGCCUCGGGUUUGCCACGUCCUCCGACGUCAUUGAGGUGAAGGGGCGAGUCGCCUGCGAGAUCAGCAGUGCGGAUGAGUUGCUCCUGACAGAGAUGAUGUUUAACGGUUUGUUUAACGACCUGACGGCUGAACAAGCAACGGCUUUACUGAGCUGCUUCGUCUUCCAAGAAAAUGCUAACGAGAUGCCUAAACUUACAGAACAGUUAGCAGGCCCACUCCGACAAAUGCAGGAGUGUGCCAAGCGCAUCGCUAAAAUCUCGGCCGAGGCGAAGCUGGACGUGGACGAGGACUCCUACCUGAACCAGUUUCGUCCUCAUCUCAUGGACGUGGUGUACACGUGGGCCAACGGAGCGUCCUUCUCUCAGAUCUGCAAAAUGACGGACGUUUUUGAAGGGAGCAUUAUUCGCUGCAUGAGGCGCCUGGAGGAACUCAUGAGGCAGAUGUGCCAAGCGGCCAAGGCCAUCGGGAACACGGAGCUGGAGAACAAGUUCGCUCUCGGCAUCACGAAGAUCAAGCGCGACAUCGUCUUCGCUGCCAGUCUUUACCUGUGAGGGACGAAAGCUGCUGAUUAACAAAUCCACUUCCCUCUUUUCCUUAAUUGUUUUCCCCCCCACCCAUUUUUUUUCAUAAAGACGACACGAAGAUGCCGGUGAUGGAACAAGUUUAUUACGUUCACGUUCACAAAUGUUAUGAGCUCAUUCUUUUGUUUGUUCUUUAAACAAGACAAUAUUUUUUGUACAUAGUGUUUUAACAUAAUUUUAAUUAAAAUUAAGUGUAUAGUGA